Vicia villosa (hairy vetch) is the source of this 1730-nucleotide messenger RNA. RefSeq names its product protein NARROW LEAF 1-like. NCBI's taxonomy places the organism in Eukaryota, Viridiplantae, Streptophyta, Magnoliopsida, Fabales, Fabaceae. The annotation marks the transcript as partial. The transcript is spliced from 6 exons. The record is from RefSeq and is a predicted model, not a curated record.
AAUUAAUGAAUGAAUGCUUCUUCACAAUCCACAAAUAUUGUCAUGAUCAUCAUUCAUCACUAUCACUGAUUCACUGCUUUCUCAACAACACUAAAGAGGGGAAUGCCCCAUAUCCAACUGAUUCCCUUUUCUCUUCAAAUCUUAUUCUGAUAAAUGAUUGGAAGGGAAUUUACAUAGGGCAUGAAAACCUUCAACCUCCUCUUCUUCCACACCAUUUUUCUACCUCCAACAACAUUGCCUUUCGUGUGAUGUAGGAGAGCUGACAGAUGAAUCGGAAUCGUUUGGACUUGAGAGUUGUUCACCAUUCUGGAUCAACUCAAUCGGAGGAGUCAUCCCUGGACUUGGAAAGAAACUACUAUGGUCAUCGUAAUCCUUCGUCCAGCCCUAUACAGUUGCAAACUUUUGCAGUUGGUGUUCAGCAUUCUGAGAGCAAUGCGGCCUAUUUUUCUUGGCCCACCUUGAGUCGCUGGAAUGACGCAGCAGAAGACAGGGCCAACUAUUUUGGAAACCUUCAAAAGGGAGUGCUACCUGAAACCUUGGGUCGUUUGCCGACAGGACAACAGGCUACUACCUUGCUUGAACUUAUGACUAUUAGGGCAUUUCAUAGUAAGAUAUUACGGCGAUUCAGUCUUGGUACUGCAAUUGGAUUUCGGAUCAGAGGAGGUGUUUUGACUGAUAUUCCAGCGAUUCUUGUCUUUGUUGCACAUAAAGUUCAUAGGCAAUGGCUCAACCAUGUUCAGUGCCUACCUGCUGCCCUUGAGGGGCCAGGAGGUGUUUGGUGCGACGUGGAUGUUGUGGAGUUCUCCUAUUAUGGUGCACCUGCACAAACUCCUAAAGAACAAUUAUAUACGGAGCUUGCUGAUGGCUUAAGGGGAAGCGAUUCAUGUGUUGGCUCCGGUUCUCAGGUUGCAAGUCAAGAGACAUAUGGAACCUUGGGUGCUAUUGUUAGAAGCCGAACAGGAAGUCGAGAAGUUGGUUUUCUUACAAAUCGACAUGUGGCUGUUGAUUUGGACUAUCCAAACCAAAAGAUGUUUCAUCCACUGCCACCCAGUCUUGGACCCGGUGUAUAUCUUGGUGCAGUUGAGAGAGCAACAUCGUUUAUUACUGAUGAUCUUUGGUACGGCAUUUUUGCUGGAACAAACCCAGAAACAUUUGUGCGAGCUGAUGGUGCAUUCAUCCCAUUCGCAGAAGAUUUUAAUAUGAACAACGUGAUUACAUCUAUAAGAGGUGUGGGUGAUAUUGGUGAAGUCCACGUCAUAGAUUUGCAGUCUCCAAUCAACAGUCUUAUUGGUAGGCAAGUGAUUAAAGUUGGAAGAAGUUCUGGUUUGACUACAGGAACUAUAAUGGCCUACGCCCUCGAGUAUAAUGAUGAGAAAGGUAUUUGUUUUCUCACUGAUUUUCUUGUCGUCGGUGAGAACCAGCAGACAUUUGACCUUGAAGGUGACAGUGGAAGCCUCAUUCUAUUAACUGGUCAGAAUAGGGAGAAGCCACGCCCCGUUGGCAUUAUUUGGGGAGGGACAGCUAACCGGGGUCGUUUGAAACUAAGAGUUGGUCAACCCCCUGAGAAUUGGACAAGUGGUGUUGACCUUGGCCGGCUUCUUGAUCUCCUUGAACUAGAUCUCGUAACAACAAAUGAAGCACUCCAAGCUGCGGCACACGAGCACAGGAACGGUUCUACUGUCGGAAUUGGUAGUUCUAAUGGAGAAUCAUCUCCCACCGUGCCAAUAAAA